AUGGUUACUUGUUCUGUGAGUGAAUGUGCUGUUAAUCAUAGAAACAAUCCUGAUAAUUACACAUUUCACAGAUUCCCUCUGGAUUCUAUAAUUAGAGACAAAUGGCUAAGAUUGAUUGGGCGGGUUGGUUGGAUUCCAAAGAAGAACUCAUGUAUUUGUAGUAAACAUUUUCUUGACAAAUACAAGCGAAAAAGCAGAAUGAAUACAAUCUUAUUAAAAGGAGCAAUUCCUACUUUAUUUGUACCAGUACAGAUAAAAGAGAGAGUAGCUACAUCAUAUGUUAAUCGUGACAUAACCCAUCCGCCAUUGAAAUCCCAAGAUCAAGAAAUAGGUGAUCAACUUACAACAAGAGAAAAAUAUAUUUUAUCAAAAAACAAUAAAUUAAAACAAAAGCUACAAGAAAAACAAAAGAAAAUACGUAGCUUAGCUGCAAAAAAUAAAAGACAGACUAAAAAAAUAGUCACAUUGAUAAACGUUCUUAGAAAAAUUGAGCCAAGCUUGGAAAUGGAAGAGCAAUACAGUGAUAUCGAUAUGGCAUGUAGCAAUGAAUGA
Messenger RNA from Parnassius mnemosyne (clouded apollo), 552 nucleotides. The record is from the annotation of a GenBank genome assembly. NCBI's taxonomy places the organism in Eukaryota, Metazoa, Arthropoda, Insecta, Lepidoptera, Papilionidae.